Messenger RNA from Drosophila biarmipes, 2875 nucleotides. It is a transcript of the gene Pus7, whose product is annotated as pseudouridylate synthase 7 homolog. Gene Ontology annotation, molecular function: pseudouridine synthase activity; RNA binding. NCBI's taxonomy places the organism in Eukaryota, Metazoa, Arthropoda, Insecta, Diptera, Drosophilidae. The transcript has 5 exons. Gene Ontology annotation, biological process: pseudouridine synthesis. The record is from RefSeq and is a predicted model, not a curated record. Gene Ontology annotation, cellular component: nucleus. The coding region runs from base 83 to 2287 and encodes 734 amino acids.
AUUGUGAAUGGCAGCGUCAUAUGUUUAGCAAAACGUGGAUUUCAUUUGGCGAGGACUUUUUAAACGGCAAUUUUGAAUUAAAAUGGGCAAGGACAGGGGCAGAGGACGCAGAAACCACCAUUCCGGGCCGUACAACAAGAGCAACUGGCGUGGCCAAAAGAGGGAUCGUCCCCAGAACAAUGGAGGCGGUCAGCGCAACAGAACUACGCCACAGCAGAAGAGCACGUUGCGGGAGAACCAAGUGGGGAUCACGGAGUUCACCAAUCCCGAGGCACCUGGCUUCACUGGCAUUCUUAAGUCCCGGUUUUCCGAUUUCCAUGUAAACGAGAUUGAUAGCUCUGGCAAAGUCCUGGAAUUGAAUGAUCUUAGUGUUCCAAAGGUGGCUAUUGUGGCUGUGGUCGAGAAAGAACUGGACAACUGGCGGGAGGAACUGAAGUCAGUGAUUGGUCCGGAGGUAUGGCAGGACAUAGCCAACCUGGCGGUGGCCAAAAACGAUCCGAAGCUGGAUCAGAAGGUGGAAAUUGAUGUGACCACUCUGGACAAGGAGCAGCGAACACAAGUCCACCAGCUGAUCAAGCAGCUUUACAAGGGAAAGCUACUGUCCACCACCCUUGGACAGCAACAGGCUAAGCCGAAGCCACAAGAGGAGGCUCCCGUGGAGGGGAAGGAUCCAGCUAAGGAUGAAACAGCAGCUCAGGAAGAUCCCCAGUUGCCGGCGGAAGAAAAGAAAACCAUAAGGAUAAUAAAACCAAAGCCAGGACGCGGAGACAAUCGGUGGAGCUUUCCCGCCGACUAUGUGACCUUCCUGGUGCACAAAACCAAUCUGGUUACCAGUGAAGUGGCCUCAACUCUAGCCUCGCGACUAAACAUGCGACCCUCGCAGGUGAACUACUGCGGCAUCAAGGACAAGCGGGCCAAGACCACCCAGAACUUCUCCAUCAAACGCCGCACGCCGGAGAGCAUUUUGAAUGCAGCUCGCUGCCUGCGGAAUGUCCAGAUUGGCAACUUUGCCUUCCAGUCCAAUACACUCAAGUUGGGUGAUCUACAGGGCAAUCGUUUCCGGAUCGCCCUGCGCCAUAUUGCCAAGGAGAAACGGGGGGAGAUCGAGCUGGCGCUGGAAUCUCUGCGAGACCGAGGCUUCAUCAAUUACUAUGGCCUGCAGCGUUUCGGCAACAGUGCCAGCGUGCCCACCUACGAAGUGGGUGUAGCACUGCUGAAGAGCGAUUAUAAGCUGGCCUGCGAACUGAUCCUGAAGCCACGCGACUCGGAUGUCGAGUUUAUGCGUCCAAUACGCGAAGAGUGGUGGAAAAAUCGCGACUCCACAGCGGCAGCUUCAAAAAUUUACGGCGACAAAUUCAUUGAGAAGAAGCUGCUGGACGGCUUGGCCAGGUUUGGGGAAUCGGAUUACUCGUCAGCCCUGCGACAGAUACCACGCAACAUGCUAAUGCUAUAUCCGCAUGCCUACCAGAGUCUGAUCUUUAACAGGAUUGCCUCCAGAAGGAUCAAGGAGUUUGGCCUGAAAUUAAUUCCCGGCGAUUUGGUUUAUGUGGAGCAGGAUCAGUCAGACGUCGCUGUGGAGCAGGAGCAGCCGACGGAGGACUUGCAGGAGCAAAAGGAAGCGGAGAAUACUGAAGAUCCUCCAGAACCUCUUGAAGGGGAUGAGGCCAUCGAAGAGGAGUCCGUUUUCAAGCGGAAAGUUCGCCCGCUAACAGCAGAGGACAUCGCCAGCGGCAAGUUCAAACUCUCCGAUGUGGUACUGCCCCUACCAGGACACGACAUCACCUAUCCCAGCAACGAGUGCGGUGCUUGGUACGAGGAACUGCUGGCCGAAGUAGGUCUCUCCUCGGAUCAACUGAAGCACAAGGAGAAGACCUAUGCCUUGGCCGGCGCCUACCGCAAGAUGAUCAUUUCGUCGAGUGAUCUCAAGUGGAACUUUAGGUUCUACAACACGCCAGAGGACACCCUGAUUGCCUCCGACUGGGAGCUGUUGAAGAACAUUCCAAUAACACCAGAGCCUGCAGAGGCUGAGGCCAAAUUUCUGGCUCUACUGCUGGAAUUCUCGCUGCCCACGGCCGCCUACGCCACAAUGUUCUUGCGGGAACUCUUGAAGCAAGACACUUCGUCGGCUUCGCAAACGCAGCUGGAAAAAGAGGCCAUGUCUAAGGAGGAAGUAGAGGAAAAUAAGGAAGUGGUAGCAGAGGAGGAGGAGUCGAUGGAGGUGGGCAAGGAGGCAGCCGAAGAGGAGGUUAAGGAGGAGGUGGCGCUGGAGGAGGUGCAGGCCAACUGAGAUACCAAAAAUCAAUAUGCUCGGGAAAUCAAUUUUACGCGCGCUUCGUAUCCAACUUCAAAGCAACCACAACAAUAACAAUGCGCACGUGAGGACGAGGGCUGCUCUCUCGCGUCCUGUGGCUCGCACCCUCUCUGCCAGUCUCGCUCGCGCUCUCUCUCAAUCCUUGGAGAGUCCUUUGGUCCUGUCCCUUUGACUGUGAUUCCAUUCGUUCGGUGGCCAGCAACGCGAAAGCUCGAAACGACGCGCUGCGCAGUUUUCCCUGCUCGGAAGUCCAAGUCGCACGGUUUUCCCCAGCGUUCUAAAUGAAGAGCACUACCAAUUUAUUAAUUAACAACAAAUAACGAAUACCUACGGAUAUCUAUCCCCAAAAAACAAAGCCCCGGACUCGAUCCUGUUCAUCCAGCGAAGGGACUUAAACCACACAGAUAUCAGGAGGAGUGCCAAGGUGAAUUACCAGUUAAAUGUAGCAUUUAAACGUUUUGGGCGCGUAUUUUUGAAAACCCAAAUUAUUUAGGCGUAAGUAUUAUUCGCAUUGGAAUAAUAGUUGUUGAUAAUUAAAGAGCGGUCGACAGCAUUGAACCUAGA